Molecule: messenger RNA, 905 nt
Organism: Cyprinodon variegatus (sheepshead minnow)
Lineage: Eukaryota; Metazoa; Chordata; Actinopteri; Cyprinodontiformes; Cyprinodontidae
Product: myelin protein zero-like protein 1
Exons: 5
Coding region: 1-657 (218 amino acids)
Cellular component (GO): focal adhesion; membrane; cell surface
Source: RefSeq, a predicted model, not a curated record
AUGAAAUGCCUGCUCCCUCACGCCAUCUCUGACACAUCCACACAGAUAUACAUAUUUUCGAUAGUGGGAAAACUGGCGACACAGAUGGUGUCUGAGGGGAACUGGAGCCAGAUUAUUUACUAUUUUUUCAGUGGAAAAGAAUAUCCUGGGCCAGAAGAAUUUAAAGAGAGGGUACAGUUUAUUGGAGACAUCAACAAAAAGGAUGCCUCGAUACAGCUGAACCCGGCUCAGUUCAGCGACAAUGGGACCUUCUUCUGCGACGUGAAGAACCCCCCAGACAUAGCGGGAACUCCGGCUCGAACAGAACUCAGGGUUGUUCUGAGAGAGUCGCUCCCUCAGAGCAACACUAAGAUUAUAAUCUGGGCAGUCUGCAUUGCUGUGUUUCUGCUCAUCAUCAUCGCUGUCGCCGCUUGCUUCGCCAUAAGGGUGCUUCACAACCGGCACGAUUACGAAGGAUGUACGACCCUGGAAGGCGUGAGCUCAGAAGCUCCGCGGCCAGUAAAGAAGGUGGAGUCCAGGCGGGAGGGCUCCAGGUGUACCAGCCCCUCGGGUCCGCUGCAGGGCCCGGUGAUAUACGCCCAGUUGGAUCACUCAGGCAGUAAAAAUUCAUUCCAUAAGAUGGAGCCCGUGGUCUACGCUGACAUCCGCAAAAACUGAAGAUGGGGACCAAAAAGCAUAAAAAAAAGAACGAAAAAACAAAAAAAAACCUACAGUAUGAGACCUCUCUAUUAGCUGCUCUUGGGAAGGGUGGGAACGAUUUAACAGGGACAGAAUCGGUGCAGUUUCUCUCUUCUCCAUAUUUUGUCCUCUGACAGCAUGUUAUAUGAUACACUAAAGUCUUUAGAUGUUGACAUAAAAACGUAGAAAGCUCAGAAAAACUCCAGUUGGCAUCUUGACAGCAUCUU